GAGCUUAAAGUUAAGUUUAAUUAUAAAUAUAACUAUAAGAGAGCGCUAUAUAAGGAUCUAAAGCUUAUAGAGAAUACUAAAGCUAAGUAUAGUAUUUUAGAUAAAGACACCUGUAACUUUAAUAAAUCUAGCUUUAUAAUAGGCGUUAUAUCUACAGGAGCUGUUGUUACAGGCUCUAAGCAUUAA
This is a messenger RNA of Didymella exigua CBS 183.55, 186 nucleotides long. RefSeq lists its product as uncharacterized. The transcript has 2 exons. Lineage: Eukaryota; Fungi; Ascomycota; Dothideomycetes; Pleosporales; Didymellaceae. The annotation marks the transcript as partial. The record is from RefSeq and is a predicted model, not a curated record.